AUGGCGACUACAAUAGAGGCGUCACAAAGCCUCAUCCAAUCUGAGUCCAGGGUGACGCACAGUUACCAAGAAGUCCAUGUCUCAGAGAGCCGACAAGUCAAGAAGAAGAAGUCCAGCAGACGGCAUAAGGAAGAGGGAUCCAUAUCUGUGUCAAAAAGCUCUGAAAAGCUUUUCAAAAAGAUGAAGGCGUCUGAAGAAAAUCCCACUUGUGCCAAAUGCUCGAGGCCAGUGUACGCUAUGGAGAGGAUUAAAGCUGAAAAGAGAGCUUGGCACAAGGAAUGCUUCCGAUGUGUUCAGUGCAACAAGCAACUUACAAUGGAGACGUAUCAAAGUGACCAUACAACAUUGUACUGCAAGCCACACUUCAAGCAACUGUUUGAACCGAAGCCGGUUGAUGAUGAUGAUGAAACUGACGCUGCCCCAAGAAAACAUCAAAUGAUAAUCUGCGAGAGCAACCCAGUGGAACUUCCACCUGACGUUGUGCGAGCUUCAGAUAAACCAGACUUGGGUCUAGAAGAGCUGGCAUCCCUGGACGUGAAAUCUCGUUUCGAGGUGUUCGAGAAGAAAGCACAGCCUGAAGAAAAGCCUACUCUGGAAAAACACCAUCGCGAGAAAAGUUCCACUCUACUGUCUAAAUUGGCCAAGUUUAAAGCAAAGGGAAUGGACAUCGGUGUGUCUGAUGAGUACUUAAAUGGUGUGGAACCUGAGGAUAGCUCCAGCGAAAGAGGGGAAGAGGAUGAUGAAGACUCGGUCCUCAAAAACUCGUACAAGCACAGUGGAAGUCGGGAACAACCAGUUUCGUUUUGUAAUAUGAGCGAAAUAGUGGGUCGCUUCGAGAGCGGACAACACACCAAUUCCGAAAGACACAGAGAGCGGAAACAGGAAAUACAAAAUAUUCGGAGCAGGCUGUUUAUGGGUAAACAAGCAAAAAUAAAGGAAAUGUAUGAACAAUCCGUGAUGCAGAGUGAACAAGGUGUAACAUCAUCAGAAAAAAUCUCCAAAGAACUGGAGUUGGAUGCUGAAAAAUCUCGCGCAAUCAAGGAGCGCUUUGAGAAUGGCGAAGUAUACAAUGAUGAGAAUCAAGCUCCUAAAAAUCGGGAAUUCGAAGAUCGGGCCGUUUUUAAUGAAGGAAUCGCAAAGAAAUCAAGAUCUAUAUUCCUAGAGUUGGACGCGAACGCCAAAACUAUGCCGCCACUAUCUCCGCCGCCGCAGGAUGUGCCGAAACGAAAGGAAAUCCCAUUCGUACCAAAAGACGUGGUCCGCGCUGCUGAUAAACUGGAGGACGUGAAGAUUGAGACAUCAGAUAUCUCGGACCGGUUCAAGUUCUUCGAAACGUAUCAGCCUGAAGCUAAGCGUAAGGAGUUCCGUAUGACUCCACCACGGCAGACCCAGCGACCCAAAUCCCCAUCCCCCGAAAUAUACCACGAGCCAAGCGUAGUGCGGAGUGAAGAUGCCGUGGCUGACACUAAUUUAGCUGCGAGUCGGCACACCGCAUCUCGGAUGAUCUCUGUGUUUAGGGAGAUGGAGGAUCAGAGACACAAACAUGAUGAACCACAGGGUCCGAAGCCGUUAAAGCGUUUCACCCCCCCACCACCCGGGGAGAACACCCAUACAGGCGACACAACAUCCUCGGAAGAGUACAGCGAGGAAGAAGACAGCGAGGACGAAGCUCGCAGGGCGUAUUAUGAGGCACGUCAGAGGGACGAGGCUCUUCAACAGGCCCAGCAAUUAGCUCGUACGAAGAGUUUCCGCGACCGCUUCGAACAUUGGUCCGAGAGCGAACCACAGCGUUCCCCCUCCACUCUUAUCAUAGAGAGGGAUCAAGAGGAAGAUGGAGACUCCCUCGCCACUGCUAAGAGUUUGCGGGAUAAGUUUGAAAAUAUGAAAGUCCAGACGACAACCGUCAACAAGACUUUUACAACGAAAGUUAAUAGAUUUGUGACAAAAUGUUUUAAAUCUGUAAUAGUACAGAAGAUAAUGCCUUACAUAAACAGCCCCAUCUCAGAUAAUCCUCUUCACGAAGAGAACUAA
Molecule: messenger RNA, 2031 nt
Organism: Pieris macdunnoughi
Lineage: Eukaryota; Metazoa; Arthropoda; Insecta; Lepidoptera; Pieridae
Source: the annotation of a GenBank genome assembly